AUCAAUUUCCGACAACGACUUAGAGUCUUAGAGUCUUAAUCAGCUUAACAAAUCAUCAUUUAAGCAAACAGUUCACCUAGACUCGGUGACGUCAGCCUACUACAACACAUCCAGGACUUUUCACAGACACCUUUUUUUGGUAAUCCUCUUUAUCGAGAGGAGCUGUCUGAUCAGCACCACACUGUGCGCUCCGUUCGUGCCAGGAAUAGUUCCGUUAUCACAAGCCACAUUAACGGGCUUACACUCCCCUGAUCGGAUUUUCCACUCCCGAUUUUGCCGGUCGGACAUCAUGUCGCUACUUUGUAGAGAUAGUUAUACAUGAUGGUUUUUGCGCAGAGCCGUUUGGAGUACACUUUUACGCACUGAACUCAGCAUCGGGCUCCACUUAGAGUGCUGACAAUUUAACUGUGAGGUUUUCACCUCUUUCUUCACUUCUCUGAGCGACACAAGCCGCCGGUAUGUUUUCACUCUUGUCUGGGGUGUUAUGUUUUUGUGCUCUGGGAUGUGGUCAGCUAACAAACAGGCAGGCGGACGAUGGAAAGCGCUACAUCUGCCGGGCAAUACCCCUCACGGGCGAUGCCAGUUGCCCUGUGACUUUGCUACCCGAGUUAAAUGCCGGGGGUCAAGAAGAAGAGCUCAGAAACACGGUCAUGCAGCUAAGGGAGACGAUUUUACAACAGAAAGAAACGAUUUCCAAACAGAUUGGCACCAUCAACGAGCUUACCACCAAGCUGUCUCUGUGCGCGUCAGCCACCGCGGAUAGAAAGUACGACAAAGGGGGAACAUGGGGCAAAGACAAACAAAACACGAUGGGGGACGUUCCCGGGGAUCCAAAUGAAACUAUCGACACUCUUGGAAAAACCAUGCAGGGGCUCAAGGACCGGCUGGAAAACCUUGAGCAACAGCAAAUGAGGGCCAACAUAUCUGGAGCCUCGUUCCCCAGUGAGCUCCGUGACCUGCUGCAGCAACGUCUUGGAGAACUGGAGAAACAGCUCCUGAAAAAAGUCAGCACCUUGGAGGCGGAAAAGAGCAUGCUGUCCAAUGCCACAGCUGCCUACAGGCUGAAAACAGAGAGCACUCUAAACGCAUUGGUGGAGAGGAUCAAUGAGUUGGAGAAAGGCGGAGGUGACUUCAUAUCCCCAGAGCAGUUUAAGCUGUCCCUGCCCCAGCGUACCAACUACUUGUAUGGCCGUAUCACCAAGAGCUUGCCAGAGAUGUAUGCUUUCACUCUCUGCAUGUGGAUCAAGUCCAGCGCCAGCCCUGGCAUAGGCACGCCUUUUUCUUACGGUGUACCAGGGCAAGCAAAUGAGAUUGUGCUGAUUGAAUGGGGCAACAACCCAAUUGAGCUUCUCAUUAAUGACAAGGUUGCUCAGCUUCCCCUGGAGGUACGCGACGGCAGGUGGCACCACAUCUGCAUCUCUUGGACCACGCGAGACGGUCAGUGGGAGGCUUACCAAGAUGGGGAGAAGCUGGGAGCUGGUGACAACCUGGCGGCCUGGCAUCCCAUCAAGCCUGGAGGAGUGAUCAUCCUGGGGCAGGAGCAGGACGUGGUGGGCGGGCGCUUUGAUGCCGGACAGGCUUUCGUGGGCGAGCUGAGUCAGGUGAACAUUUGGGACCGCGUUCUGAAGCCCGUCGAGAUCCAGUCUAUGGCCAACUGCACUUCGUACGUCCCCGGGAAUAUCGUCUCCUGGCUGGCGAGCAACGUCGAAGUUUUCGGGAGGGGAGCGUUCAAACGGCCCUUGGAGAUAUGCCAGGAGAGGUUGCCCAAUGCUUAAAAAACCUCUCAGCCUGUCAUUUGAUUAGUUAAUGUUUCCAUCCAUUCAACUGUUUUUUAUUUUAAGUAGUCUGUUCUUACUGUGAGGCAGCUUGUUCAUUUUAUUUUUUUAUAGAUGGAUGCUUUUCGUAGUCUGGUUUACAUGUACAGCUUUGGGAUUACUGAACCGAUUCUGAAAAAGGACAAAAAAAGACCCCACUGAGAUUACAGCUGUAACAUUUUGACCAUUUGGUGUGAUCCAGCGUUCAGGGCCGCACAUCUAAGUGUGUAUUGUUUCGGCCAGCCUGGUCACAAUCACCUCUGCUCGCUGUUUCCAGUGGCAAUUAGAGCGCUCCUUAGUGACAGCAGUUUCUUCAUCACGAUUAGGAUACUUGACUUCAACAGCUGUAGUAACAUAGUCCCCGCAGGUAUUGGUGCUAAGACGUAAAACGACCCCCCCCCCCCUCCCACACACUCACACACUCACUCCGAAGCUCUGAAGUAAUGAAAAUCCAUUCUAGUGCAGCACGCUUGUAGUAAGACAAGCACAUUCAGGUCCAGACCGACGUUGCCAUUAACAUGUGAGCGAGUGUUGCGUGCUGUGUAGGAGGAAAGAUUAAAAGGGUGGCUAAUGUUAUGCCACCUCUUUAACCAGGCAAUAGCACUGAGCCAACAGCAAUCUGAUCCUCACAUGUUUGGCUCUUUUAAAGGGAUAAUACUAAAAAAAAACAACAGAAAAACCCAAAGAGCAUAUUUCAUGUGGCACUGAUGGAUGAAGCACAUCUGUGAUAGAACUAAAUCUCUGUAAGACAUGCUGCUGAUUUCAUUUUAUAGCUUACGUAGUGAAAAACAAAAGUGGGAUGCAUAUCUCAAUGCGUAUCUCUCACCAGUGCUGCUGCUUAUCACUGUUCUCUCUUCCUGGCUUUUUCCAUCAUAGGAAACGGUGAUUCAUAUUGAAAACAUACACACAGCUUCUGUGUUGUGAAGAAGAAGAGUAAAAAAAUCAAUUAAGACCUUAUAACAUGUGCUUGAAUGUAAAUUUGAAUGUAACUUUCCAUUAUGUAGUGUCUCUGUCCAGAAAAAAAA
This is a messenger RNA of Oreochromis niloticus (Nile tilapia), 2839 nucleotides long. RefSeq names its product neuronal pentraxin IIb (gene nptx2b). The record is from RefSeq and is a predicted model, not a curated record. NCBI's taxonomy places the organism in Eukaryota, Metazoa, Chordata, Actinopteri, Cichliformes, Cichlidae. The transcript is spliced from 5 exons. Bases 459 to 1775 code for a protein of 438 amino acids.